This is a messenger RNA of Peniophora sp. CBMAI 1063, 825 nucleotides long. The record is from the annotation of a GenBank genome assembly. Lineage: Eukaryota; Fungi; Basidiomycota; Agaricomycetes; Russulales; Peniophoraceae.
AUGACGACACGACCAGAUGCACCAGAAAUGGCUCCUCAGAUCCUGGUGGACGAGCUGCUUGGGUUCUCUCCGCAUCUACUUCUUGAUGAUAUGAUCGACGUGGCAAAUACGGCCGUUGGACAGGCUGUAGAAGCCAUGGAGAAGCAGCUCGAGCGCUGGGCUGCCGCUUACAACACCACAGCCAACACACCGAACUCGUCUGGAAAGAAGAAAGAACCUUUGACGCCGGAAGAGCAAGAGCAGGAGAUCGAACAAGGCAUGGUUGCGUUUCAGACACUUAUCGAGUUCCAUACCGACGUUGCGUUCGAUUACCUCGAGACUUGGAGUCUACGCAACAUCUUCACUUUCAACGCCGAGCUGGUGCCGAAGAUUGUCGUGCCACAUCAAGCUGGGCUGAAUUUGGAUAUGCGACCUCAAGAGGAGUCGGAGAUACUGGCGGAACUGGAGGAGUUGCGCGUGCAGAUAGACAAUCAAAGGAAAUUGAAACGCGCGGCGAAGCGUGCCGCCCGUAUUACCUCUCUGCAAGCUUCCCUGCAUGAACGGAGACUUGCUCGAAUAACCGCUCUUCGACUACCCAAUGCACAAACGUUACAAGCACUUCCAGAUGCGCUCGCGGAUCUUCGUGCCGCAGCUGAGGCAUUACCUCCUGUCUCUCUCUCACGCGAAGGUCCGACGCCGGGCAAGCGCCUAUGGGAAGAUGGACGUGAUGGAUUCGUGCGAUGGACUGCGGAGCGGCUGGUGAAGAAGAUCGAAGGAGAGGAAGGCCUCAUUCCUGGAUUGGACGCCGAUAGGAGAGAUGUGUCGCGUGCACUCAAGGCGUUGUAA